This is a messenger RNA of Necator americanus (New World hookworm), 630 nucleotides long. RefSeq lists its product as uncharacterized. Lineage: Eukaryota; Metazoa; Nematoda; Chromadorea; Rhabditida; Ancylostomatidae. The coding region runs from base 1 to 630 and encodes 209 amino acids. The record is from RefSeq and is a predicted model, not a curated record. The transcript is spliced from 7 exons.
AUGCGUCCCAACCUAGCGGUACUCGUCGUUCUCUUCAUAAGUUCCGCCUAUGCUCUUGAAUCACAAUUCGGCUGUAGUGGAGAAAUGGGUGAUGACAAAAGAGCAAUCUUUCUUGAGGCUCACAAUGAACUUCGCAGGAGAGUAGCACUAGGUAAAGAGGAAAACAAAUUUGGAUAUCUAGGACCAGCACGGAAUAUGUACCAGCUUAAUUGGGACUGUACAUUGGAAGACGAUGCAGCGAAUUCUAUUGCUGACUGUAGGCUUGAUUCAACGGUCGAUUCUGCUCGAAACAACAUCGCGCUUUCCGGUGGCUAUCUUCCUGAUGAAGUUCUCAUUACGCUUGGAAUGUACCAAUGGGAAAACGCGGUGAAAUUCUUCGGUAAAAGUGAGCCAACCAACGUGAACGAUGGAACUCUCUGCACAUUUGCCAACAUGGUACAUGCAAACACCACGUCGCUAGGAUGUGCUUACAAAUCUUGUAAUUCGAAUUUCCUUAUUACAUGUCUCUACGACAAAUGUGGCACCAAGGAACCUCUAUUGUGGGAGAUAGGUACUGCUUGUAAGGAAGAUAAAGACUGCACCACUUACGAAGAUUCGAAGUGUGUUGAUAGUCUUUGUGUGGUCGACUAA